GUGCCUAUAUUAGCUUGCUAUAUAGUUAUGAGGAUUCCUACUACUGCUCUUAUUGUUUUAGAAUUUAGGUUGUGGUGGAAGAAGAGGCUGCAUCAUUAUCUGCCAAACAUGAAGAUUGCCACAAGAGUUCUGAUAAUGUUUUGUGUGGCUGUAGGCAUCAUCUUCAUGUCUGUGUAUCAACCAGAACACUUUUUCGGCAUGGAGUAUGAAGUUCGUGUGAUCAAUGGCUUCUCCAACAACUCAUCGCUGCCUCUAGUCAUCUGGUGCAUAUCGCAGCAGGACGGGGAUAUGGGAGGGCGUGCCCUCCAGGAGGGUGACGAUUUCGGAUGGAGGCUCAAGACCAAUAUCUGGGGCAAUUCCCAUUACUUGUGUACCCUGAAAUGGGAUGCCAAGAGGAGGAGUUUCGAUGCGUUUAAGGUUCCUAGAGACAGUCAGCGGUGUGCUCCUCUGAAGAAAUGUUCAUGGCUGGUGAAAGAGGAUGGGUUCUACUUCAGCAGUGAUGAAGUCAACUGGAAGAAAGACUUCUCCUGGUACUGAUUUGCAUGGCACCCUAUCCUUUCUGUGCAGCCAGAGGUUCAAACGUUUAUCGGGUAACCAUAAACCACAUGUUUUCUGUCAAUGUAAUUGCUUUUGCUUUUGCUAUAUGAGCAGAACAGUUUUGUCCAUUGAAAUCUUAAUGGUAAGCUUGGCCUUGAAAGCAAAAAAAAAA
This is a messenger RNA of Theobroma cacao (cacao), 709 nucleotides long. Its product is annotated as S-protein homolog 6-like. NCBI's taxonomy places the organism in Eukaryota, Viridiplantae, Streptophyta, Magnoliopsida, Malvales, Malvaceae. The record is from RefSeq and is a predicted model, not a curated record.